UAUAGAGAAGCAGCUACACAAAGACCCAAACAUUAUUGUUAAUAAAUAUCAAAGAAACACAUAGACAGACGACGAAACCAAAAAACAAAAUGGGUAUGCAAGAAACCGACCCGUUAACCCAACUGAGUUUACCACCUGGUUUCCGGUUUUACCCGACCGACGAAGAGCUGAUGGUUCAAUAUCUCUGUAAGAAAGCAGCCGGUUACGAUUUCUCUCUUCAGCUCAUCGCCGAGAUCGAUCUUUACAAAUUCGAUCCAUGGGUUUUACCAAAUAAGGCACUGUUUGGAGAAAAAGAAUGGUAUUUUUUUAGUCCGAGGGAUAGAAAAUAUCCAAACGGGUCAAGACCAAAUCGGGUUGCUGGAUCGGGUUAUUGGAAGGCUACGGGUACGGAUAAAAUAAUAUCGACGGAAGGACAAAGAGUUGGUAUUAAAAAAGCUUUGGUGUUUUACAUCGGAAAAGCUCCUAAAGGCACUAAAACCAAUUGGAUCAUGCAUGAGUAUCGUCUCAUUGAACCUUCUCGUAAAAACGGAAGCUCCAAGUUGGAUGAUUGGGUUCUAUGUCGAAUAUACAAGAAGCAAUCAAGUGCGCAAAAACAAGUUUACGAUAAUGUAAUGAAUGGUGGUAGAGAAUUAAGUAACAAUGGUACUUCAUCAACGACGUCGUCUUCUUCUCACUUUGAAGACGUUCUUGAUUCGUUUCAUCAUGAGAUCGACAACACAAACUUCCAGUUUUCUAACCAAAACCAGUUCUCCACGCUCAGACCGGACUUUACCGAAGAGAAAACCGGGUUCAACGGUCUAGCGGAUACGCCGAGCUUCGACUGGGGUGGUUUUACUGGUAACGUUGAGCAUAACUCCGUACCAGAACUCGGAAUGAGUCAUGUUGUUCCAAGUCUCGAGUACAAUUGUGGCUACCUGAAGACGGAGGAGGAGGUCGAGAGCAGUCACGGGUUUAACAACUCGGUCGGGUUUGGGUAUUCGGGGCAAGUUGGUGGGUUUGGGUUUAACUCGGUCGGGUUUGGGUAUUCGGGGCAAGUUGGUGGGUUUGGGUUUAUGUGAUGAUUGAUGAUUUAAUGCUGAGGCAAUAUAAAUUAAGUCGUUUGUUUUUGUCCCGUGGCAAAUAUUAUGUAUUUGAAUUUUCAAUUCUUUUGGGUUUUAGAGGCAGACUCUCAUAGAUUUAGAUGUAGAUUUGUAAUCUUUCAUGCCUAGAAUUAUUGACGUCUAGAUUUGUUUAAUGAUCUUUCAUCUUGGUAUAAAAUUUCUGAAUUGGAAUUCCAUUA
Messenger RNA from Camelina sativa (false flax), 1279 nucleotides. Lineage: Eukaryota; Viridiplantae; Streptophyta; Magnoliopsida; Brassicales; Brassicaceae. The record is from RefSeq and is a predicted model, not a curated record.